UGUCAUAAUCAUGCUCCAUGGAGUUCAGUGAGAAGGACAGCGACUAUAGGCUUGAGCUUCAGGCCCAGUGCCUCAGCCAGAUGGAGAGAGAAGCUUCUCCAGGAUUGGAGAUGGAAGCCUCGAUUCCUUCCGCAAAAGAGCGCAAACCUUUCAUCAUACGAAUCAAGAUGGCUAAGGGUGAUCCCAAGAAACCGAAGGGCAAGAUGUCUGCUUACGCCUUCUUCGUGCAGACCUGCCGUGAGGAGCACAAGAAGAAAAACCCGGAGGUCCCUGUCAAUUUUGCAGAGUUUUCCAAGAAGUGCUCAGAGAGGUGGAAGACAAUGUCUGGGAAGGAGAAGUCUAAAUUUGAUGAAAUGGCAAAGGCAGAUAAAGUACGCUACGAUCGGGAAAUGAAGGACUAUGGACCAGCUAAGGGAGGCAAGAAGAAGAAGGACCCCAAUGCCCCCAAACGGCCACCGUCUGGAUUCUUCCUGUUCUGUUCAGAAUUCCGCCCUAAGAUCAAAUCCACGAACCCCGGCAUCUCCAUUGGCGACGUGGCGAAGAAGCUGGGCGAGAUGUGGAAUAACCUAAGCGACAGUGAGAAGCAGCCUUACAACAACAAGGCGGCGAAGCUCAAGGAGAAGUACGAGAAGGAUGUCGCCGACUAUAAGUCGAAAGGGAAGUUUGAUGGCGCCAAGGGUCCUGCCAAGGUUGCCAGGAAAAAGGUGGAAGAGGAAGACGAAGACGAGGAGGAGGAUGAGGAAGAGGAGGAGGAGGAGGAGGAGGAGGAGGAGGAUGAAUAAAAAAAACUGUUUCUCUGUCUCCUUGUGAAUACCUUAGAGUAGGGGCCGUCAUCGACACCUCUCCCAUCUGAGCCGCGUCUGUUGCCCUCAUUAGGUCGAAUCUCACACUCGGAUCAUGAUCAUGUCGUAGUCUCUCAGUGUGCUCUAGGAGUUGUCAGUGGUUUACAUGGAGUGGCCCAGGGGUGUCCGGAGCACCCUGAAACUGUAUCAAAGUUGUACAUAUUUCCCUGCAUUUUUAAACGGAGGCUCUCGUUCUCGCUCUGCGCACUUUGCUGUCGGUGUGACAAGGCAUUGGGAGAUGUUUGCCGCAUUCUCUUUAAUCUGUAAGGUGGUGUGGACUGUAUGGUUACUGGCUAGGAAUCCUGAGUUACCGACUGUACAUAUCUCUAGUUUGUAAAAAGAACAAAACAACCAAGACAAACUCGAUGCUCUUGCUUGGUGGCGAGGCUGUGGGGAAGGUGCCUUUGUGGAGGGGCCGUCGCUCAGGGUGCGCCCUGGGAGGCUGGACCUGCGGCCACUGCAGCGGGCAUCCGCGUAGCUUCAGGUUGUCUUGACUUUGUAUAUAGUGACGUAGCGUUCUGCUGCCGCUCUUAGCUGUGGAAAAGGGGUCAGCUGGCAUGAGAAGUGUUUGGGUUUCUUUAGUUCAGUGCUGUAGUUUUAAACUGUUUUUUAACAAACAGUAGAACUUCGUUGCCGGCGAGGCAAAGAGACUGCAUCAAUGAAAGUUCAAGAACCUGUACUAAAACGAUUUCCAACGUUUUAUUUUUUCUUUGUAUGUUUAGAAUGCUGCAAUGUUUCUGAAGUAAAUAAACAGUAUUACGUUUUCUAAACGGUUCUCUGUUCUAACAGUCUGAGUGUCAAAUGGUAAUUGGCGAUGGGCCUCCCUGGACAUGGGCUGACUCCUCUCGCGUGGCCGGCUUUUUUAGGAUGGAGACGAAGAGGCUGCUGGGAGCUCCUGCGGGGUUUUGUUGAGUGGCAUUGAGAUGAAGACAGCGUGGAAGGUAGGCGCUGAGGUGUCACGACAGGCAGGCUGAGUGGCCUCGGAGGUGUGGGGGGUGCGCGGAGGGCUGGCGCUGGCUCCGGUGGCGGGGGUUUUCUCUCGCCUCCCUGCGCUCACGGCCAAAUGCGUUGCUGGGCAGCAGGUCAGUCCACCAGAGGGUGAUGUGGCAGAACAUUCAGCCUUCAUUUUUCUUCUUGUACCCCCAGUACCCUCCCCCCAACUCUAGUUCCUGUAUUGGAACAUUGUUCAGCAAUGGAGGUCUUGGGGGGGCUGCUUCUGUCCUGGACCCCAAUCUGGCAGCGACCGUGGUGAGGAACAGUGGCCAUUUUUUUUCCCGACUUCUGAGAUCCAAACACCCCAAGGAAGACGCUGGGUCUCCUGUUAGUGGCUCAGUACCUGGUGGCACCUGAGCCGCAGGGCAGGCGGGUGGAAGCAAUGGGCUCUACGCUCUGGCUGCAUUCUCUGGGGAGUAGGCGGGCCCUCCAGGCACCACUGGAGCUCAUUCCCCAGGACUGCAGAUUGUUAAGUGUUCCAGAAACAGCAGGAGGGUGUUGGUGUGUCCAUGGCUGCAGCAUGUUGCGGAUGGAGCAAGGUUUUGUCCAGGUCUGGGUGAGGGGUGUGGCCCCCUUGGCAAACAGUGAGCUCAAGUCCUGUGUAGAGGGCUUGUGUCCGUAGGGUGGAUCUGCUGGCGGGAGCAGGGGUGCUGCUUGGGGCCGCCGGGGUUCCUGGCGUGAGUGCUCUUGUGUUUGACUAGGGAGCACCGGGGCCGUGUGUCUGGAGGUGUCGUGGCCAGCCUCACAGCCAUUCCUUCUCACACCAUGACUGGUUUCUCUUCCAUGUGUAUUUCUAGGUCUGCUCCUUUAAAAACCCGAUCCCGAGGUUUGCCUGGAAGCACUUGUUCUAGGAUGACCCUGCCUGAUUUGGCCUUGGCCUGUCACUCUUCCAGACACCGCGUGGCGUUCUAGAUGAAAGCAAGGCUUAAAGCUGCCUCCUGACCUGUCGUCCCAGGCUAAGAUUUGGGAACGGGGGCUAAGCGUGUUGAAUUUCAGGGCAGAGAAGCUCAACUUGUCACCAGGGAGACUGCGCUAAGCAGGCCCCUCUGGUGGAACUAGAUGUGCCAACCGGAAGGGCAAAGACUAAAAGGGGUGUUUUCUGCUUACCCCCAGAGGAACCAAGCAAGUUGGGAAGCGGUUGAAAGUCUCUGUGACUAAGACAUUUCAUUCUAGAGGGGCGCAUGUGGGAACACUGGGAUUCUCGCCCCACAAGCUUGCUCCUUGCGGUGGGACGAUGCGCCGUAGCUUCUGAGACGCUUCGAGUGGCUUGAGGUUACCACCUAAGAUUUAGGCUUAGCUGGAUUUCUGGGCCCAAGGUAUAUGUUCUUGUAAUGCAAACCUGUUUGUGUGUGUGUGCGUGUGUGUGUGUGUGUGUGUUUUACAUCAAAAGGACAGUACCUACUUUCUCAAAUCACCUCUGUUCCAAUCCCCACCCUCUGUUCUUGAAUGAUGUUUUCUCCUUUGGAAAGAACAAGGCUAUGAUGUAGCAACUAUUGUCUGUGUCUCUUGUGUGUCUGUUCUUGUCACAAAUGUAUUUGGGGACAUUGGAUGCAUUCAUUUUCUGUAAUAAAGUUUCUUAAUCAGUCUUCCCAAAAAGUAAUCAGUGGGCCGUCUGCAAUCUGUUGGAGAUACUGAAUCUCUGUAUUUUCGGUUGAUUAUAAUCAAGGUUUCAGAAGUGCAAGCUUCCCUGUACCCAUAGCUCUGAAUGAAUGGAAAGAU
This is a messenger RNA of Talpa occidentalis (Iberian mole), 3554 nucleotides long. It is a transcript of the gene HMGB3, whose product is annotated as high mobility group box 3. The record is from RefSeq and is a predicted model, not a curated record. Lineage: Eukaryota; Metazoa; Chordata; Mammalia; Eulipotyphla; Talpidae. Gene Ontology annotation, cellular component: nucleus. Bases 18 to 782 code for a protein of 254 amino acids. Gene Ontology annotation, biological process: regulation of transcription by RNA polymerase II. The transcript has 5 exons. Gene Ontology annotation, molecular function: DNA binding, bending.